This is a messenger RNA of Parathielavia appendiculata, 153 nucleotides long. RefSeq lists its product as uncharacterized. Lineage: Eukaryota; Fungi; Ascomycota; Sordariomycetes; Sordariales; Chaetomiaceae. The record is from RefSeq and is a predicted model, not a curated record. The annotation marks the transcript as partial. The transcript has a single exon.
GAAGGCUCCAUGACAUUCAUCACUCCCCGUGGCAACGAGAUCCGCGACUGUGCUUUCCCAACCGACGGCAUGGGCCUUCCACAGCCACGCGGGGCGUUUUGUUGUGCCGAGGGCAGGUGUUUUCAGGAGGGCCUUGGCGCUCGGUGCGAUUAG